Messenger RNA from Auanema sp. JU1783, 1167 nucleotides. Lineage: Eukaryota; Metazoa; Nematoda; Chromadorea; Rhabditida; Rhabditidae. The record is from the annotation of a GenBank genome assembly.
AUGGUCUUUGUUGUUUUCCGACUAGUUGGUGAUGCAGAAGAUCGCUUGUUCAAGAAUAUUAUUUUGGAGCCGCAGAUUUCUCGUGUUGACCUCUUGAACCGGAUUGAGCACGUGACGAAGAUACCCAUCGAAUUUCAACAGAUCAAAUAUCGUGGUAAUGAGCUACCCGACUCUUUGAAUCCCCUGGAAUCGAUCAAGGAGUUUGAGGAACUUACGGUAAAACAUUCUUCUCUCCCGGAGUGGGAGGUCUUUCUGCUUGCCUCGGAUAUUCCGAAAAAUAGGCCACAUACUGCGAAAAAGAAACAAGUGCUGGAGGCUUCGCAUGUAUUACAGCGUUUAUUUACGGAGGGCUUUUUCUCUUCAUACGCGGGCUUUGCUAUUCGUCGGAUCAAAUUCAUUCAGGAGUUCUCGGAAUAUAUUGACGAUUAUGACGAAUUUAUUAGAAUAGCAGUUGAACGCUAUUUUUCUGCAUUAUUUGAGAAGAAUCCUGCGAAUCCAAUAUUAUCCUUCAACUAUUCGGAAAAAUCAAUAGUUGGUAUUCAGGCUGGAUUCAUUUGCAACGUGAGUUGUGGGGGAACUCUUCAACGAUUUUAUGUGAAAGGACACUCAGCGAUGUCGUCACAUCAGAAUGUCGACAUGCGGGAAAUCUUUAUGUACUUGUUAUUGGCUCAAAUCGGCGUUGGACCGUCAGUUCACAUUAUACCUAAUAUUCAUACGUCCGUUAUUGGCGUGAACAUCGCAACAUUAGAAGUUGUCAAUUUUAAACCUUCGCAUACGACGAAGCUCACAUUGAAGGCAGAAUUGAUGCUGGAUAUGAUCAAAAGGUUGUUCAAUGUGAGCGAUCUUCAUUGCGACAACUAUGGACUCGACAUUAAUGGAAAUCUCUCAAUAGUCGAUUUUAGAAUUUCGGGUUCUUCGUUUGACCCAAAAAACCGUAAUGUUUGGAGAAACUAUAAACAACAACCAGAAAAGCUGAAGAUUAUUCGAGAGAUUCUGAAGGGCUGGAAUCUCUCAAAAGCAAUCCACGACGCAGAUGAUUUAUUCAACGACACAAAAGAAUUUCUAAAAAAUAGAAAUAUCUCAUGCAUGGCAAGCCAACGAUAUGCCCGUUACUUUGAUUCCAUCAACCAGAAUGUUGCCGACUGUAUUCACGAUUGCGUGGAAUAA